AUGUCGGUACCAUCCCACCUCCUAGCUGACGAGAAGGCACCAGUGUGCCGUCUGGAAAUCCAGCCGCACUUCGAUAAUCUUUCUGCCAAGGAGAAGCUUUAUGCGCAUCAUAUUUCUAAGGCUUCGUUCGCGGGUACCCGUGUCGUUCUUCGUCAGGUUUCACCGGAAUCCGAACCACUGUUCGAUUUGAUCCUUACCGUCGCCCGUCAUGUUGAAAACGACUUCUCCAAGAUCGUAGAGGCAUGCAAUGUUACCGAAGAUGAGAAGAACAAAUUCGCCGAGUUCGGUGCCCAAGUUCUGGCGAAUUUGGGUAACUAUAAGAGCUUCGGUGAUCAGAAAUUCGUUCCUAGAAUCCCAGAGGAAACAUUCACAAAGAUUGCGAGCAUUACACCGGAGGCUGCAAAGCUCUGGGAAGGGAUUAAAAAGCAGGUCUAUCAGAUCUCCCCAGAGGGCAUUACUCUAUUGGGAUACCCACCAGAUCAUAUGAGUGCCUACUAUCCAGAUUCGCCAGCUAUUACCCAAGCGGAUAUUGAGGCUUGCGGCGAGACCUUUGUUAAAAACGGGGUCUUGGUUGAGCACACAAGAUUAAAGCAACUCGAUGAUGGAAGCUUCGACAUGCUAGUUGCUAGUGAGAAGGUCGGCGAGGGAAGCGUAUACGAGACCAAAGAUGGUAGAAAGAUCAGGACCGUCUACGGAGACCAUUCGAAAGAAAUGAAAGUAAUGUCCGACGAAUUAGACGGUGCAAAGAAGGCAGCUUUGAACGAUACACAAGAGAAGAUGAUGGAAGAGUAUGUCAAGAGUUUCAGAGAGGGUAGCCUUGAAGCCCACAAGGAGAGCCAAAGGUACUGGAUCAAGGAUAUUGGCCCAACCAUCGAAACCAAUAUCGGAUUCAUUGAGACCUACCGUGAUCCAGCCGGCACCAAGGCUUACUUCGAGGGUUGGGUUGCCGUUGUGAACAAGGAGAGGACAAAAGUUUUCGGCAAGCUAGUUGAACGGGCUGGUGACUUUAUUCCAAAACUCCCAUGGUCUAAGGACUUUGAAAAGGAUAAGUUCCAGAAGCCAGACUUUACAAGCUUGGAAGGCAACGAUGGUAUCCCCGCUGGUAUCAACAUCCCCAACUAUGACGAUAUCCGAAUGACUCUCGGCUUCAAGAAUGUCUCUCUCGGAAACGUCCUCAACGCUAAAUCGCCAUCCGAGAAGGUUACAUUUAUCGAUGAGAAGGACUUGCCAUUAUUCGAGAGACUAAGAGGUCCAGCCUUCGAACUCCAAGUCGGUCUCCAUGAGCUCUUAGGACAUGGAAGUGGCAAACUGCUCCAAGAAACCGAAAAGGGAGUUUUCAACUUCGACAAGGAGAGCCCACCAGUCAGCCCACUCACCGGCAAGCCAGUUACAACUUACUACAAGGUCGGUGAAACUUGGGGAUCCGUCUUUGGCGCCACUGCCGCCAGCUACGAAGAGUGCCGAGCCGAAUGCGUGGCUAUGUAUCUCUGCCCUGACCGAGAAAUCCUUGAGGUUUUCGGCCAUACUGACGACACUGAAGCUGCUGCUGAAGAUGUUCUCUAUAUUUCUUACCUCCAGAUGGCUCGAGCUGGUCUCCUAGCCCUCGAAUUCUGGGACCCAAAGACCAAGGCAAGAACCACUUUUUAA
Orbilia oligospora ATCC 24927 is the source of this 1647-nucleotide messenger RNA. RefSeq lists its product as uncharacterized. The coding region runs from base 1 to 1647 and encodes 548 amino acids. The record is from RefSeq and is a predicted model, not a curated record. Gene Ontology annotation, cellular component: cytoplasm. Gene Ontology annotation, molecular function: dipeptidyl-peptidase activity. The transcript is spliced from 8 exons. NCBI's taxonomy places the organism in Eukaryota, Fungi, Ascomycota, Orbiliomycetes, Orbiliales, Orbiliaceae.